Messenger RNA from Hypoxylon trugodes, 1509 nucleotides. RefSeq lists its product as uncharacterized. The transcript has 5 exons. Bases 258 to 1256 code for a protein of 332 amino acids. The record is from RefSeq and is a predicted model, not a curated record. Lineage: Eukaryota; Fungi; Ascomycota; Sordariomycetes; Xylariales; Hypoxylaceae.
GUAUGGGGUAGACGUGAGUUGAUUGGCACUAGACCUAGGUCAUCCUGAACUUCCAUUCAUUUUCUAGUUAGGUAGAUGCUCUACGCUCUGCUGUGAAUUUUUGCGUUGAUAUCAUAUGUAGGGGAUGUCUAGUUGUAUUCAAAAUAAGUCAAAUAGAUCUGUAGAUCCGGGCCUGUGUCUCCUUACUUUCUCCUCCUGAAUCCUCAGAUCCUCGUGGUUCUAUUGUUAGCCUUGUCAAUAUCGGAUUUACCGUAAAGAUGAGAUUGCUUUCAGCUAUCGCGUUUAUCGCGCCCGUCCAAGCCGGUCUCCGGUUUCCAUGCUCAACCCUAACCAUCCAACGUCUGGAUCCUGUGGUGCAGCCAGGUAUUAACCCGUCCGCUCACGUGCACCAUAUCGUCGGUGGAAAUGCCUUCAACGCUACUAUGCUUGGUGAUGUUGGUGCUAGAGCUACAUGCACUACUUGCCAAAUGGCCGAGGAUUUCUCAAACUACUGGACGGCACACUUAUACUUCAAACAUCCCGUCAAUGGAUCUUACCACCGUGUACCGGUGAUUCCCGUCCAGCCCCUACUGGGAGGCUCGAACGGCGCCCAAGGUGGACUUACUGUCUACUACACCCAGUUCGACUUGAGCAGGGACAAUCUCAACCAGCAAAAAAUCAAGGCCUUCCCACCGGGUUUCCGCAUGACCGUGGGCAGCCCAACUGCUACGGCCCGAGAGCACAUCGGGCUUAGUUACCAAUGCAUGACAGGCGGUAACAGAGGCACCCUACAGGCUAACUUCCCUGACAAGCCAUGCUCAGGUGGUAUAUUCACCACUCACCACUUCCCCCCAUGCUGGGAUGGUAAGAACCUUGACAGUGCAGACCAUCAAUCCCAUAUGUACAACACGGUCAACACGGAUUACUUUAACAAUGCUCCCGCAUGCCCGGAAUCUCACCCGGUUAGAGUUCCCCAAGUCACAUUCGAGAUUACAUGGGAUACCACCAAGUUCAACAGCAUGUGGACUUCUGGCCCUAACCCAUUCGUAUGGAGUUUUGAGGGUAGUGGAUAUGGUACCCACGGCGACUACAUGUUCGGCUGGAAGGAUGAUGCUCUUCAACGCGCAAUGGACAAGUCUGAAUGCUUCUACGAUGGCUGCGGUUCCAUCACGAAGCAAGCUAUGUCGACUGCCAACCAAUGCAAGGUUGCCGACAUGGUUGGAGAGGAAACCGAUGGAUGGCUCGACAGCCUUCCCGGUAUGGCUAUGCCAGCUUAAAUUUAGAUUGGGCAAAGUCCACGGUGUGGCUCAUGAUAUUCUAGAAUGUCAUCAAAUGUAUAAGCUAUUCAGGUGGAUCUUGCGCGUUCUUAGAUUCAAGUUGAACUUGUUAGUAGUUGAGUUAUAUAUACAUCAUUCACUGAACAUACCCAAGUAUGAAAGGAGUUAGGUUGCUUGGGUUAACUUGAAAACGGCCUAGUGCAUCGAUUUCCACCAUCCAUCGUAGGAUAGGGACAUAUCUAUAUGAAGAAUC